UGUUUCACGUCGCUUAUGGCAAAUGGAACAAAUUUUAGCAUUCUGAACACUUUUGGAAUACUCUAUGUAUACCUACUCAAGGAAUAUGCGCUGGACGAUCCCUCUAUUUCAUUUAAAACUUCAUGGAUUGGUUCUACAUGUACAAGCGUAACAUUUUUGAUGAGCAUUUUUGCAAGCAUGUGCAGUGAGCGCUUUGGUAUUAGACUGACGGCAUUUUUUGGAGCAGCUUUAGGCGUUGUUGGUCUCUUUUCUAGUGCUUUCAUUCAACAACUAGAACUUCUGUAUCUAACAUUUGGCCUCGUACUUGGAGUCGGUGGAGGAUUUGCAUAUUUUACCUCUCUGGUUAUUCUUGGACACUACUUCAAAAAACAUAUGGGCAUUGUGAAUGGAGUCGUUUCAUUAGGAAGUUCGAUUUACACUGUAUCCUUAUCAAUUGUUCUUCCAAUUGUGUUAGAAUCUCUGAGCAUCAAGUAUACAUUUAUUAUCCUAGGUGGAUUAUAUUGCAUGCUUCUAUUGUGUACUUUGACAUGGAAGCCAUUCUUCCAGAGAAAAACGGACAACCCCAAAUUAGAUUUGUCGAAAGAAACGGACGUUGUCAACAAAUGCAGCUGUUCGGCUAAAUACUACCUGAACUGGAAAGUUUUCGGAAAUCGUACAUAUCUUGUUUGGUUUUUAGGAUUUAUCGUUGCUUUCUUCGGUUACUUUGUGCCAUUCGUACAUUUAGUCAAACAUACACAAGACACCUUUCCUGGUAGUAAUGCAUUUAUUCUGAUCACUUGUCUACAAGUUACAUCCGGUUUGGGAAGAAUCGUAUUCGGAAAAAUAGCGGACUUGAAAUGUGUGAACCGAAUCUACAUGCAGCAAUGCGCUUUUGUAUUGACAGGAGUAAUAACAGCUUGUAUUCCGUUUUCGGAGAAAUUUGAAGGACUAAUAGUUAUUUGUCUCAUUCUUGGUAUAUGUGAUGGCAUCAUUGUGUGUUUGGUAGGUCCUAUUGCGUUUGAUAUUGUUGGUCCCAUAGACGCAUCGCAAGCAAUUGGGUUUUUGCUUGGUGGAUUUUCUAUUCCAUUCGCUGUUGGGCCUCCAAUUGCUGGUUUGCUGUACGAUCAUCUUCACACCUAUGAAAUAGCGUUUGUGGUAGCCGGUGUUCCACCUAUUGUAGGUGCGAUUAUAAUGUGCCUUAUUCCAAGAGUGGUGAGACUCCACCCCGCUACAACAGAGACAUACACGUUUAGUUCUAUUUCAAUUUUAGAUGUUGAUCAUGCCAGUCAAAGUACAUUAGUUGCCCCAGAGCACGAAAUCGUUCCCGUAUGCAGCAUAGAACUUCCACCUUCUACAGACGAGGAGAACACUACACACUUCUAA
Saccostrea echinata is the source of this 1362-nucleotide messenger RNA. RefSeq names its product monocarboxylate transporter 10-like. The transcript has 6 exons. Gene Ontology annotation, biological process: transmembrane transport. The coding region runs from base 16 to 1362 and encodes 448 amino acids. The record is from RefSeq and is a predicted model, not a curated record. Gene Ontology annotation, molecular function: monocarboxylic acid transmembrane transporter activity. NCBI's taxonomy places the organism in Eukaryota, Metazoa, Mollusca, Bivalvia, Ostreida, Ostreidae.